Messenger RNA from Carlito syrichta (Philippine tarsier), 2106 nucleotides. RefSeq names its product premelanosome protein (gene PMEL). Gene Ontology annotation, biological process: melanosome organization. The record is from RefSeq and is a predicted model, not a curated record. Lineage: Eukaryota; Metazoa; Chordata; Mammalia; Primates; Tarsiidae. Bases 48 to 2000 code for a protein of 650 amino acids. Gene Ontology annotation, cellular component: melanosome. The transcript is spliced from 11 exons.
UUAACCCAGUCCCACCAGUGCCUUUGAUUGCUGGAGGGAAGGACGAGAUGGAUCUGGUGCUGAGAAGGUGUCUUCUCCAUUUGGCUGUGAUGGGUGCUCUGCUGACUGUGGGGGCAGCAGAAGGACCCAGAGACCAAAACUGGCUUGGGGUCCCGAGGCCACUCAGAACUAAAGCCUGGAACCGGCAGCUGUAUCCAGAGUGGACCGAAGUUCAGGGACGUGACUGCUGGAGAGGUGGGCAAGUGUCCCUGAAGGUCAGGAAUGAUGGGCCCACACUGGUUGGUGCAAAUGCCUCCUUUUCUAUUGCUCUGCACUUCCCUAGAAGCCAAAAGGUUCUGCCAGAUGGGCAGGUCAUCUGGGCCAACAACACGAUCAUCAAUGGAAGCCAGGUGUGGGAAGGACAGCCAGUGUAUCCCCAGGAACCUGAUGCUGGCUGCAUCUUCGCUGAUGGUAGCCCCUGCCCACCUGGCCCUCGGUCUCAGAGGAGAAGCUUUGUUUAUGUCUGGAAGACCUGGGGUCAAUACUGGCAAGUUCUAGGGGGCCCAGUGUCCGGGCUGAGCAUUGGGACAGACAGGGCAGUGCCGGGCACACACACCAUGGAAGUGACUGUCUACCACCACCGGGGACCCCGGAGCUACGUGCCCCUCGCUCACUCCAGCUCGGACUUCACCAUAACUGACCAGGUGCCUUUCUCCGUGAGCGUGUCGCAGCUGCAGGCCUUGGAUGGAGGGAACAAGCACUUCCUGAGAAAUCAGCCUCUGACCUUUGCCAUCCAGCUCCAUGAUCCCAGUGGCUAUUUGGCUGGGGCUGACCUCUCCUAUACCUGGGACUUUGGAGACGACAGUGGGACGCUAAUCUCUCGGGCACUUGUGGUCACUCACACGUACCUGGAGUCUGGCCCAGUCACUGCCAGGGUGGUCCUGCAGGCCGCCAUUCCUCUCACCUCCUGUGGCUCCUCCCCAGUUCCAGGCACCACAGAUGGGCACAUACCAACUGCAGAGGCCCCUGGCACCACAGCUGGCCAAGUGCCCACUACAGAAGUUGUAGGGACUUCAGCUGGUCAGGUGUCAACUACAGAGCCCUCUGGGACCACAGCUAUGCAGGUGCCAACAACAGAAGUCACAAGGACUCCAGAGGGCACAGGUGCUACACCCGAGAUGAUGCCAACCUCAGCAGUCAUAGGUACCACUCUGGCAGAGAUGCCAACUACAGAGGCUACAGGUACAACUCCCGCAGAGCCUCUUGGCACCACAGUUGCCCGGGUAGCUGCACAGUCCAUGCAGACCACAGCAGGGGAGCUAUCCACCCCCGAGCCUGAGGGUCCAGGCGCCAGCCCAGUCAUGCCUACAGAAGGUAUUACAGGUUCCCUGAGCCCCCCGACGGAUGGUACAGCCACCUUGAGGCUGGUGAAGAGACAAGCCCCCCUGGAUUGUGUCCUGUAUCGAUAUGGUUCCUUUUCUCUCACCCUGGACAUUGUCCAGGGUAUUGAAAGUGCUGAGAUUCUGCAGGCUGUGCCGUCCAGCGAGGGGGAUGCAUUUGAGCUGACCGUGUCCUGUCAAGGCGGGCUGCCUGAGGAAGCCUGUAUGGACAUCUCAUCGCCAGGGUGCCAGCCCCCUGCCCAGCGACUGUGCCAGCCUGUGCCACCCAGCCCAGCCUGCCAGCUGGUUCUGCACCAGGUACUGAAGGGUGGCUCGGGGACCUACUGCCUCAAUGUGUCUUUGGCUGAUGCCAACAGCCUGGCAAUGGUCAGCACCCAACUUGUCAUGCCUGGUCAAGAAGCAGGCCUUGGGCAGGCUCCCCUGAUUGUGGGUGUCUUGCUGGUGCUGAUGGCUGUGGUGCUUGCAUCUCUGAUAUACAGGCGCAGACUCACGCAGCAGGGCUUGGCUCUCCCUGCUCCCCAGCUGCCACACAGUAGCGCCCAUUGGCUGCGUCUGCCCCGGGUCUUCCGCACCCGCCCCACCGGUGAGAGCAGCCCGCUCCUGAGUGGGCAGCAGGUCUGAGUGCUCUCCUGUGAUGCCACGAUCUCCUAGGGGUUGACAGCAACACCUGUUUCCUCCAGUCUUCCCUGGGAGACCACCAUCACCCAAAAUAAAGACUCAGAACCUG